AUGGGAGCAUCAUGUGCCGGCGAGGCACGAGAGGAGCAGGAAAUUGGCGACCUUAUGAGCUUUAGUCCAGCACUUUGGAGAGCCAAAGUGGUGCCAAACUCGGGAGAUCUUGAACCGCCGUCGACACCUGGCUCCAGUUUGGUAGCCAGCCUCUGCCCUCUGCCGGAUUGCAAGAAAAGCCCACCUCGAUCUGGCAGGUUCCCCUCUUUGCUUGACAACACUCUCCUCUUCCUGCCGCACUCCAGCGUCCAAGAGCUGGGCCUGGAGGCGAACAUGGACGACAAAGGGGACCCCAGCAAGCAGAUGUGGUUUGGGAGAGUUUGGCACGUGCGGCAGCUGCUUCACAGGCGCUAUCAGGAGUUGCGGAGAAACCAGCAGGUUCCGCCAUCUCGAAAAGAAGUUUUACACGCCGGCUUCCACAACAACGAGCAGUCUCUCAAAAUGCUCGUGAAGGUGCAAAUGCGCUGGAAACUGGCAUUGAUCCGGAAGAGGAACAAUUUCUCUUUCCUCUCGCGACUCAAGUUUGCCAACCUGCGAGGCACACUCAUCUAUGCCCAUGGAUCUGGAGGAUGCAGCUGGGACAAUAUGCGUAUUUGCCGCAUGAUCUGCCGCAUGGGUUUCUUGGUCAUAGCGCCAGAUGAUUUUGCAUACCCCCGGGGUACCGCCAUGGGUGCGCUCAGGCACAAGGACCUGCAGCCCCUACACUUGGCUUCAGAUGAUGUGGACUACUGGGCUCCGGACCUCAUCUACGCCUCGCAGGCGGAAGGUGAGAGCACCUACUCCACCAAGGCGGAGGACGUGCUAAGCCAUCCGGACCAGUGGAUGGACAUGUACGAAAAGUGCUAUCAGAUGCGGCGAAGUGAGCUUCACUUCAUCAUCUCGAAGCUCCCGCGGUUCAUCUUGGCGCAGGGCUUCUUCCUAGGGGGCACCUCCGAAGGGGCCAUGACCAUUGCGAGAUUUGAUGAUCAGCGCUACGGCAAAUCCGUUCUGGGGCGGUUCAUCAACUCUUUCAGUGUGGAAUACUGCUAUUUCACUCCGCGGCCAGAGGAUGGUCAGAUUGGCGGUCAAAAAGAUGUCCCAACGCUGAACAUCAUCGGGAGCAAGGAUGAAUAUUUCGGAGCCGUGCAGAGUGUUGCAAAGAUCGUGGUUGAGGAUGGUAUGGGCUAUGGCGACAAGAACCUGACAGGGAACGCAUACAAAACGUUCGUGAGGCAAGGUCUGCACCACGCACUGGUAUGCGUUUUGGAAGAUGGAACCCACGGGCCAUGCAUCACGCAUGACAACCAACUACGCGAGAUUUUCAACACCUUCUUCACUCGCCCGCACGACAUCUGGCAGCUCGAGAGGGUUUGGGCCUGUGAUCCGCCAUUGGCUUCCAUGAUUCGCGUUUUGGCCCGCUCUGAGAAGACUUUGCGUGGUGAAGCCAACAACGACGCAGAUCACGUGUCGAAGAUCACCAAAGUCUUUGUUCCACUCAGCAAGAUGCCGAGCAAGAUGUCCUUGCGCGAAGUGCAGGCGUUGCGGGAGAUUUCACCCUCAAGCCAGGCAUUCCAGGCCAAGGUGCAGACCGUCAUGGCAGAGCAGAAAUUGCUGAUGGAGCAGGAAUCCGAGGAGGCAGAGAACAUGCUUCGGAAGCUGCGGAAGAAGGGAUUCGGUGCCAGCUCGCGCUCGCAAACCGAGAACUUCUAUUCACAGGAGGACAACGAAAAGACUGCCAAGAAGGAGAUCCUGUACAACAAGAUCUGA
Molecule: messenger RNA, 1746 nt
Organism: Symbiodinium necroappetens
Lineage: Eukaryota; Dinophyceae; Suessiales; Symbiodiniaceae
Source: the annotation of a GenBank genome assembly